GACGAAAGUGGUGAGCGCUAUAAUCCUCCAAGAAUGCAUGUCUGAUGGCGCUGUGCAGGGCCGCUCUAUGAGCCUCCCUAGCAUCCUCGGGAACGCCAUUCAGGGCCGUGUUGAUUGCAUCCGCGUGGGUGAUCCUCAAGUUGCGGGGCGCCAGCACCAUAGCAGCAGCGGCAGCGGCAGAAGUCCUGGCGCUUGUUGAGUCACGUCGUACAUGGCGAAUCGUCUCUUGUCCACGCAAGCGGACUCUGGGGAUGUCACGACUGCGUCCGUGUCUUGGCGGCUUCAGAUAGACGCGAUGGUACCCUGGGCCUCCAGCAGCUCUUGCCUGCAGGUCAAGGUGUUGGAAGCCGAGGCGAAGAGGGGUGGUGAGUGUCUCUCCUCGUGCAAAGCACCGUGCUCCUCACCUUUCUGGUGUGUGUCCUAGCAGACGCAAGGUACACAGCAACAGCCAAAAGGCAUGUGAAGUGCAGUGCAACGCUAUGGAAAAGGACGCGCAUAGUGGCGAUGCGGCUUUUGCAAAGCGGGGUGCAAAGCUUUGGGAGCGGAGUGAAAUCAAAGAAUGGCCGUUGAAGAUCUGCACUGGCCAGCAGUGCAGUCCGUCUCGAAGAGAAGUGGUAUGAUGGAAGCGCGGAGGGAGCAGGGAGGGCCUUGUUGGGCAUCUAUUGACAUUCCAACACCACAUCAGCUGCAGGCGCGAAGACGAGUGGGUAUCUUCAGCUGGGUUGCACAUUCUUGCCGCUGAUUCACCGGUUGUCACGCUGUCCUGCACUGGGUGGUUGCUUGAAGCUACGGGAACGGGGAUGUACAUGACGAGCGCCGCAAUUCAGUGGCCAGGCGGGGCGCAGAAGUGAUUUGCCUGGGUGGCGUGGCAUGCCUGGCGCUGCUUCGCCGUCAACGCGCUCAGCUGACGUUGUCGGCGUGAUCCAGGAUCUGGCGUGCGGUCAACCUUCUCGCGGUUCCGGCCAAAACAAGCUCCACCAUCAUGGCGCAGGCCACGCGAUGUCCGCAGAGGUCGGCUUUGUUUCAGCCUCACACUACUCGACGCCAAUUUGCACAAAACACGCGCCUCGUGCGGCAAAGCAAAACACGGUGACGCCGAUCGGCCAUGGCCGAUGUCUCAGAACCGAGCACGCAGCACGUGUCAUCAACAGCAAGAGCGAGGACUAUCGGAGAGCUGCCUCGCCCGGCCUUGAAUAAAGCGCAUGCGAUGAAGUCGCAGUGUGGUUCAAGCUUGAAGAAGUGUGCUCACGGACAGUCACAAGUUGGGCGCGCUCACGGACCCAUAGUCGCAGAUCAGUACCUGAUGGGUGAAGAACAACACCAUGGACGAUGAGUACACGUUUGGUGCGAACGCUUACCUUCGCGGGUAUCGCUGCACGCUAGAGCACUGAGGCGAAUCAGACAUGUGCGCUCUCUAAUCAACACGCCAGCCAGCUUAAAAAUGCGAAAACACCAUACACGGUGGCAUCACAUGACAUCGAAGCUCAUUGCCGAAGAAGCUGCUGCUGACCUGACCUCGCAUCAAGACUGGAAAAUGACGGACCGUCAUGGAAUGACAUGCGUUCUACACGACGAGCAUCAAGUAUACCACGAUCAGUCUUCAUUUUUCAUGUGACGUAAUGGUGUUGCCGUCAUCACCGUUUGAAGGCGCUUGAAGGGCACAGCCAGGCCGCUUCCUCGGAUGAGAGCCACGAAUGUCGCUGGCUCUUCAUGACGGUGGCACGUCACAAGUCCGCUGCGUUGUUACACCUUCUGGUCGUAGCGUGUGCUUCGUCCAGCGGAGCUUUGACCUUUAAGGCUCCUUUUGUCGCCACUGCUGCUCUUUCGGAUCACCCAAGGUGACCUGCCUCGAACGGGAGCAAGCCCGCGUGCGGGAACGUCAUCUUACCA
Molecule: messenger RNA, 1890 nt
Organism: Ceraceosorus bombacis
Lineage: Eukaryota; Fungi; Basidiomycota; Exobasidiomycetes; Ceraceosorales; Ceraceosoraceae
Source: the annotation of a GenBank genome assembly